Molecule: messenger RNA, 4666 nt
Organism: Bombina bombina (fire-bellied toad)
Lineage: Eukaryota; Metazoa; Chordata; Amphibia; Anura; Bombinatoridae
Product: galectin-9
Exons: 12
Coding region: 30-1058 (342 amino acids)
Biological process (GO): negative regulation of CD4-positive, alpha-beta T cell proliferation; negative regulation of type II interferon production; positive regulation of gene expression
Cellular component (GO): cytosol; nucleus
Molecular function (GO): carbohydrate binding; galactoside binding
Source: RefSeq, a predicted model, not a curated record
UCUCAGCUGCAGCUGCUAACAGACACAACAUGACCAGCUACGCUCCCAUCUACAACCCAAGCGUUCCCUUCCAGAGCGCAAUACUUGGGGGAAUUAGUGAUGGCAAAAAAGUGACAGUCCAAGGGCAGUUGAAGAAUAAUGCGAAAACGUUUGCAGUAAAUUUUAUCUGCUACAACAAUGACAUCGCUUUCCACUUUAACCCCCGGCCUAAUGAGGGUAAUGUCAUCGUGUGCAAUACUCAGCAGUACAAAUCCUGGGGUGCAGAAGAAAGGACGAGUCUCAUGCCUUUCCAGAGAAACUCUUUCUUUGACAUAAAUAUCACUGUGCUUGGUCAUGCCUUCCAGGUAACUGUCAAUGGCCAAUAUAUACUGGAAUACAGGCACCGUAUCCCUUAUCAGAAUAUUCAGAACCUCCAAGUUACUGGGGAUGUGGCUCUCUCUUGUAUCACGUUCUCAGAAUCAUUGGGUCAGACAUUACCGCCUCCUCCAGCCUAUAGCAUCACCCCGAAUUAUGUACACAAUGUAUCUUCACCUCCUGCAUAUUCCUAUGCAGCACCAAUGGUUAAAAGUACAGUUGUGCAGCAGGUGUGUGCAGCCCCAAGGGUUCAUCAAGCCUCUGGAAAAAAGACAAAUAGUGGACCAGUAUCUAUACACAAUCCAGUGAUGCCGUUUCAAGCUGUUAUGCCAGGAAAUCCCAUUAGGAACCGAAGUAUUAUAAUUACUGGGAAUGUGGCUUAUGGAGCUGUCAGAUUCCAUGUUAACCUUCUGAACAGCAGAACUCGGAGCAUCAUGCUUCAAAUUAAUCCAAGAUUCAAUGAGGGGGCAUUAGUAAGAAAUACCCAGGACAGGGGUACUUGGGGACCAGAAGAAAGACAUGUGCCAUACAUGCCAUUUUCCCAAGGACAAUCUUUUCAGAUGGAGAUCAAAAACGAGGGGGGCUUCUUUUCUGUCUUUGUAAAUGGGGCAAAAAUAUUUACUUAUGUCCAUCGUCUACCUGCUAAUCAGAUUGACAUGAUCGAAGUGGCUGGAGACGUGACUUUAACAUAUGUUCAGUAUUGACCUUGUAUAAUAUGUGUGACCUGAAGUCAAGAAGUCUCUCUGGGUUAGAAACUAUUGAAGAAUGUCUUCUACAUCCUCAUGGUACCUUGUAAAAGAAAAUUGCAUUCGGCUCUUCAAAAUUAUUGAAUAAAAUCUAAAUUGAUCAAAUCUAAAAACCAGAGCGCUGUCCCAUCAUGCAGGUUAUGAGACAUCAGAUCAAGCAACUCCCUAUUUCCUAAAUUCUGAAAAGCCACAGGUUCUAUAUGUUUCCAGAUUCUUAAUGAUUUAAUGAUGUCAAAUAACACUUGAUGUAGAUAUCACUACUGAGCUCAUAGAAUUUAAAUAAUAAUCUCUCUGUUUAACUUGGUAAAAAUUUUCAGCUACAGGUUUUAGAUUAGAUAGUAUGUCACAACAUAUUGUUUGAAAGAUACAAGGUUUAGGUUUAACUGGUUUUCAGAUCCCUAAACAGGUUUCUAAGGGGAAGUAAAGAAGGAUAUGAAACCAGGUCAGGAACCACUAAUAUAAACCUAAACAUGCCCCAACUAUAUAUAAAACUAUAUUUUGUUCAUGGUGUGCAAACAUUUAAACCUAGUGUAAAGAUCAAUGUUUGACUUGGCAUCAUCAUAUCAAUGUGUACAAAGGGUGAGAGUAUGAACUAUACUUAGCUUCUUACGCAGUAGAGUUAGGUAGAACAAUGCUCUUCAAACUUAUUUCUCAUGACUAAGUGUGAUACCAUCAUACACCCUCAUGGCCAGAAUCCAAUUUAGAUGUCUAGUGGCGUAUAAAAUAUAUGAACAAGUAGGUUAAUGUAAGAUUUUAACUUAUUAGACAAACCGUACUAUAUUAAUCUAAGAAGAUAAUAUACAAAUAACAUAUAACCUCCAAUCAGAUGCAAUUUCUUUAUGACAAUACAUACCCAAGACAUUUGAACAUUGGAAUAGUAAAACAUGUUCCCCUUGACAUUUGAUUUCUUUGAUAAUAGUUUCUACAACUAAAUUAUUGUUAUAUUUUCCUAGUUUUCAAAGGGGGAAUAUUAUAUAAAAAAUACAAGCUUUAAAUCACUAGUGCAUUACUGAUCCAGGCUUACUAUUUAUUAAAUCAGUGUGACUGGUUUAUCACAUAGAUGAAAUCCAGCUCAGAAGCUGCAAGCAUCACAGCUCUCAAGCAAAACAUGGCUAUUACCAAUCAGGAGAGGAAGUGAGGGUUUAUCAAUAGAUGAAGUCCAGCUCAGAAGCUGCAAGCAUCACAGCUCUCAAGCAGAACAUGGCCAUUACCAAUCAGUAGAGGAAGUGAGGGUUUAUCACAUAGAUGAAGUCCAUCUCAGAAGCUGCAAGCAUCACAGCUCUCAAGCAGAACAUGGCCAUUACCAAUCAGUAGAGGAAGUGAGGGUUUAUCAAAUAGAUGAAGUCCAGCUUAGAAGCUGCAAGCAUCACAGCUCUCAAGCAGAACAUGGCCAUUACCAAUCAGUAGAGGAAGUGAGGGUUUAUCACAAAGAUGAAUUCCAGUUCAGAAGCUGCAAGCAUCACAGCUCUCAAGCAGAACAUGGCCAUGAGCCAAUCAGGAGAGGAAGUGAGGGUUUAUCACAUAGAUGAAGUCCAGCUCAGAAGCUGCAAGCAUCACAGUUCUCAAGCAGAACAUGGCCAUUACCAAUCAGUAGAGGAAGUGAGGGUUAAUCACACAGGUUAAGUCUUGCUCAGACGCUAUAAACAUCACAGCUAGCUCUCAACCAGAACAUGGCCAUGAGCCAAUCAGGAGAGGAAGUGAGGGUUAAUCACACAGGUUAAGUCUUGCUCAGAAGCUAUAAACAUCACAGCUCUCAAGCAGAACAUGGCCAUGAGCCAAUCAGGAGAUGAAGUGAGGGUUAAUCACAUAGGUAAAGUGCUGCUCAGAAGCCAUAAGCAUCACAACUCUCAAGCAUAACACGGCCGUGAACCAAUCUAGAGAGGCAGAGAGGGUUAUUUACAUAGUAAUCUAGGGUCAGUAAUGCAAAUAUUAAAUUAUCAAUUAGAACUUGUGAUUUUGGCAUUAUAAUAUCACUUUAAAUUUCUUACAUUUCUUCGUGUACUUCAGACCAGUAUUUGAUCAGUCUGGAGAUAAUAGGUUUCUAGUAGAGAUGUGUAUUUGUUUUUGUUAAAACCAAAUUAAUAUCCGAAUAAAUGUACCAACGAAAAUUAAAGAAAACUAAAAAAUACCGAAUUAAUUUGUUUACUUUAUUUAAGGGGUUAUUAGUUCCCUUAGCGUGCUCCCCAUGCUUGUAGUUACAGGUGAUACUUACCUUAGCACGCUCCCCAUGCUUGUAGCUACAGGUGAUACUUACCUUAGCGCGCUCCCCAUGCUUGUAGCUGCAGGUGAUACUUACCUUAGCACGCUCCCCAUGCUUGUAGCUACAGGUGAUACUUACCUUAGCGCGCUCCCCAUGCUUGUAGCUACAGGUGGUACUUACCUUAGCACGCUCCCCAUGCUUGUAGCUACAGGUGAUACCUUAGUGCGCUCCCCAUGCUUGUGGCUACAGGUGAUACUUACCUUAGCACGCUCCCCAUGCUUGUAACUACAGGUGAUACUUACCUUAGCACGCUCCCCAUGCUUGUAGCUACAGGUGAUACUUACCUUAGCACGCUCCCCAUGCUUGUAGCUACAGGUGAUACUUACCUUAGCACGCUCCCCAUGCUUGUAGCUACAGGUGAUACUUACCUUAGCACGCUCCCCAUGCUUGUAGCUACAGGUGAUACUUACCUUAGCACACUCCCCAUGCUUGUAGCUACUGGUGAUACUUACCUUAGCACGCUCCCAAAGCUUGUAGCUACAGGUGAUACUUACCUUAGCACACUCCCUAUGCUUGUAGCUACAGGUGAUACUUACCUUAGCACGCUCCCCAUGCUUGUAGCUACAGGUGAGACUUACGUUAAAGCUACAGGUGAUACCUUAGCCCGCUCCCCAUGCUUUCCAGCGCACAUUAAAGGGACUGUAAACUUAAAAAAUGUUGCAACAGCUUUUAAAAAUCAAAGGAUUUUAGCUGUCGGUUUCACUUACCUGUUCUGAUCUCCAUGAUCUUCUGAUUAGGUCUUUUUUUCCAAAAGCGCUUCACAGCAGCGAUGUCUUUUACCACAAUUGGUGAUAAAAGUAAAUUGGAAAGUUGUUUAAGAUUACAUGCCCUAUCUGAAUCAUGAAAGUUUAUUUUGGACUUGACUGUCCCUUUAAUGUAAGUAUUAAACUUUUCAACUGUAGCUUUGAAACAUUUACAUUAACAAAAACAACUAUAAAAUGUUUAACAAAAAUUCAGUUUUCGUUUUAAACAAAACAAAUACUAAAUUGUGCAGCCACCGAAUAUUCGGGGAAACAAAUUUCCCUGAAUAUUUGGAACAAAAAUUUGUCUUGGCUGCACAUUUCUAGUUUCUAGCUCUUAUCUAUAAAAUUCUAAUGAUUCCUUUUAGUUUUAUAAAGCAUGAAAUACAUUUAGUUCUAUAAAAUUGUACUAUGCUUCUCAAAAAUUAGUAAACGGUAGAUCUAUUCUGUAACAUUAUGAUCGAAUCAAACCGUUUAAUAUUUCUAUGUAAAUUUUUACUACAUUUUUUUUUUUAUUUAAAAAUGGAAUGUGCUUUUUUAUGAUAAUAAAUAUCUGUAAUAAAUUA